Messenger RNA from Anarrhichthys ocellatus (wolf-eel), 1776 nucleotides. Its product is annotated as phospholipid phosphatase 1-like. Bases 339 to 1223 code for a protein of 294 amino acids. Gene Ontology annotation, biological process: phospholipid metabolic process; signal transduction; phospholipid dephosphorylation. Gene Ontology annotation, molecular function: phosphatidate phosphatase activity. The transcript is spliced from 6 exons. Gene Ontology annotation, cellular component: plasma membrane. The record is from RefSeq and is a predicted model, not a curated record. Lineage: Eukaryota; Metazoa; Chordata; Actinopteri; Perciformes; Anarhichadidae.
UCUCUCGUGCCUCAUAAUGUGUCUCAUCCGAGGACAGGACGCUGUAAUGAGCUGAAGAAAUCCUGCAGUGUUAUGAUGAUGGUUUGUGAGCGGCUGGGAGGGUGAGCGGCUCUUCGCUUGUGUGGUGGUCUUAGAUUAGAUUAUUUAGACUGUAGCUCAGUGUUAUUACAGUAGUACUACAUCUUUGAUCCCCGGUAGUUUUAGUUUAUCGGACAGUCCCCGGAGUGCGGUGGUAGCACAAUGACACUGUUUUAAUUUUGUGCUGGAGUAGCGAGACAUGUGCGGCAGAAAGACCGCUACUCGUGUCGCCUAAAGGCAGCCGGGACCGGACAUUUUUGAUGAAGACAGAGGCCAGAAGAAGGAGACGCAACAUGUUUGAAGCUGCGGGGAUCCCCCUCAUCGUGCUGGACUUUAUCUGUCUCAUCCUCGUUGGACUUCCAUUUUUUAUCCUCACCCCUCAACACAACCCUUUCAAGCGGGGUUUCUUCUGUAACGAUGAGUCCAUCAGAUACCCCCUCAAAGAGGACACCAUAUCCUACCAGCUGCUGGGAGGAGUCAUGAUCCCCUUCACGCUCAUCGUGAUCGUCUGCGGCGAGUGCCUUUCUGUUUACAUGUCUCGCAUCAACAACCAGUCUUUGGGGACCAAGUAUGUAGCGUGUGUCUACAAAGCCGUGGGGAGCUACGUGUUUGGAGCAGCUGCUAGCCAGUCUCUGACGGACAUAGCCAAGUACUCCAUCGGUCGUCUGCGGCCAAACUUCCUGGCUGUAUGCAAACCGGUAUGGAAUAGCAUCAACUGCAAUGCUGGCGGAUACAUCGAGAACUUCACCUGCACCGGAGACAAGUUCCUGGUAGAUGAGGCCAGACUGUCCUUCUACUCUGGUCAUUCAUCCUUCUCUAUGUACUGCAUGCUGUUCCUGGUACUGUACAUUCAAGCUAGACUGAGGUCAGAAUGGUCGAGGCUCCUGCGUCCCACCAUCCAGUUCUUCCUGACCGCCACUGCUGUGUACGUGGGUCUGUCCCGGGUGUCCGACUACGAACAUCACUGGAGCGACGUGCUCACUGGCCUCCUGCAGGGAGGUUUAGUGGCCACUCUCACAGUGUUCUGUGUGGCCAACUUCUUUGAACAGCCAGUGGACCCCGUAGUGUCACAGGGGGAAGAGGCCUCACACACCAAUUUACAGGAAAAUCCUCCCAAUGGGAACCACUACGGCAGCACUGACUGAAUCUGAGGCCUCAAAGACAAUACUCUAGAGGGCCUGUACACCUUAAAAUGGCCAUGAAAGGAGCUAAAACAAUGAACUGCAAGUGUUAAAUAUUAACUGCUUGUUGUUUCUAUACAAUUCUUCGACAUAGUUUGCCCGGUGGAGCCGACGACGCUGCAGGCUUCAGCUGCUACCUUUGGUGUGGUCAGUAAACUUUGAUUAAAAGAAGAAACGUGCACUACAGAAGAUAUAAAGAUAUAAAGAAGCAGAACCUUCUGCAGAGGUUUUGGGUAAAUCAAACAUGAUAUAAUUUAUGGGAUGACAAAACAAAAUACAGCAUAUUACCUGAGAAAAAGUUGCUUUUUUUUACAGUGUAAGCUUGUUGUAAAUGGGGUUGCUAGUGUAUAUUGGUCUGACGUUGCCAUCAUGAAUGAAUGGAAUUCCUUUUGCCCCGAAUAUAAUGAGCGUCUGUGUGCGCACUGCAAGCAGGCUUGUAGAGGGCCUGGCACCUGUGAAUAAGAAAACCUGGACUGUCCUUAAAUUUCAAAUGGAGACUGAACUCAUAUAUAUAUAU